Cyphellophora attinorum is the source of this 1959-nucleotide messenger RNA. RefSeq names its product Methylenetetrahydrofolate 1. The coding region runs from base 1 to 1959 and encodes 652 amino acids. NCBI's taxonomy places the organism in Eukaryota, Fungi, Ascomycota, Eurotiomycetes, Chaetothyriales, Cyphellophoraceae. The record is from RefSeq and is a predicted model, not a curated record. Gene Ontology annotation, biological process: tetrahydrofolate interconversion. The transcript has a single exon. Gene Ontology annotation, molecular function: methylenetetrahydrofolate reductase [NAD(P)H] activity; FAD binding. Gene Ontology annotation, cellular component: cytosol.
AUGCACAUAUCGCAGAAGCUGGCUCAGGCUGCCAGCCAGCAAAAGCCGACUUUCUCCUUCGAAUUCUUCCCACCGAAGACCGCUCAAGGCGUUCAGAAUCUCUAUGACCGCAUGGACCGCAUGCAUGAUCUAGGUCCAGCUUUCAUCGACAUAACAUGGGGCGCAGGAGGCAGGCACUCGCAGUUGACAUGCGAGAUGGUCAGCGCAGCACAGUCCCACUAUGGCCUGGAGACAUGCAUGCAUUUGACUUGCACAGACAUGGAGCGAGAGAAGGUCGACUCAGCACUGCGCCAGGCGUACAAAACAGGCUGCACAAACAUAUUAGCUCUCCGCGGUGAUCCGCCCAGAGAUCAAGAAAAGUGGGAAGCCAAAGCAGACCAAUUUCGAUACGCCAAAGAUCUGGUCAAAUAUAUCCGACAGACCUACGGCGACCACUUCGACAUUGGCGUUGCCGGCUAUCCCGAGGGCUGUGAGGACCAAGAAGAUCCAGAUUUGCUUAUUGACCACCUCAAGGAGAAGGUCGAUGCUGGUGGCACCUUCAUUGUGACACAGAUGUUCUACAACGUCGACAUCUUCCUAGACUGGGUGGCCAAGUGCCGCAAACGUGGCAUCACCGUUCCGAUCAUACCCGGCAUCAUGCCCAUCUCGACGCACGGAGCGUUUUUGAGGCGAGCCGACUGGACCAAGUGUGACGUGCCACAGUUUUGGCACGAAGCGUUGGAGCCGGUCAAGAACGAUGACGCAGCAGUGCGCGACGUCGGCAGAGACCUGGUCGUGGAGAUGUGCCAGAAAAUCCUUGACGCUGGAAUCUACCAUUUGCAUUUCUACACCAUGAAUCUAGCCCAGGCAACGAGGAUGGUGUUAGACGACCUUCUCCUCACGCCUGCAGCGUCCGGGACGCCAAUCGACAAGCCUCUGCCAUGGCGGCAAUCCCUUGGGCUGAACAGGCGAGAUGAGACUGUGCGGCCUAUCUUCUGGCGUAAUCGCAACACAUCAUACGUAGCGCGAACGGCUGACUGGGAUGAGUUUCCCAACGGACGAUGGGGCGACAGUCGUAGUCCUGCCUUCGGAGAGCUUGACGCCUACGGUAUUGGUUUGAAAGGCACGAACGAAGCCAACAUCAAGCUAUGGGGCGAACCAAACACCUUGAGGCAGGUCAGCAACUUGUUUGUCAGGUACCUCAAAGGAGAUCUCGAUCGUCUACCGUGGAGCGAGGGCCAGAUGUCCGCGGAGGCGACGGUCAUCAAGGACAACCUCAUUGAUCUCAACUCCAGAGGCUUCUUGUCCAUCAACUCGCAACCUGCUGUGAACGCAGCAAAGUCAACCGACCCGAUAUACGGCUGGGGACCUAAGGGAGGAUAUGUAUACCAGAAAGCGUACCUUGAGCUGCUUGUGUUUCCAAGCGUUAUAGACGAGGUCAUCACGCGUUUGGAGAAAGAUCAGAAUCUGACAUAUUAUGCCGUCAAUAAGAACGGCACUCUCAAAACCAAUGCGCCUGACGAAGGGCCUAACGCUGUCACAUGGGGCAUCUUCCCCAACCGAGAGAUCGUGCAGCCAACGAUUGUCGAGACAGUGUCGUUCCUGGCCUGGAAGGAUGAGGCUUUCAGGCUGGGUCAGGACUGGUCUCGAUGCUACCCAGCCGGUUCAGCUACCCGAAAGCUCAUUGAGGAGAUAAUGGACGAAUGCUAUCUGGUCAACAUCGUCAACAAUGACUUUCACCAAACUUUCGAGAUCUUCGAGAUCUUCGAGGGUCUCCAGGCGGAUGAUUUCGACAAGGAGUUUCAUUCCACAGCCCAAAACGGCCAUCACAAUGGUGAUCGUCAGGUUGUCAAUGGUGACAGCAAAGCUUCGGAGGUGGAAAAGGCAAUUAGCAAUGAGCCAGCAAAAGUGCCGUUUCAAACCGCACUCAGGCCUAUCGAAAAUGGGAGCAAAGCGAAGGCACGAACAACAGAAAAGUGA